This is a messenger RNA of Nipponia nippon (crested ibis), 1074 nucleotides long. The record is from RefSeq and is a predicted model, not a curated record. NCBI's taxonomy places the organism in Eukaryota, Metazoa, Chordata, Aves, Pelecaniformes, Threskiornithidae.
GCUGACCCGGCCGUCCCCGUCCCCCAGGACCUGGAGCAGAGGCUGUGGGAGGCCGAGCGCCGGGAGCGAGCCCUGCACGGCCGCCUGGUCCGCCUGGAGGAGCAGAACCGGCAGCUCCUGGGGCAGCUCGCGGAGAGCCAGUCCCAGGAAGAUAGCACGGCGCGGAAGGAGCGGGAGGUGAUGCUGCGGCUGAAGGAGGUGGUGGACAAGCAGCGGGAUGAGCUUCGUGCCCGGGCCCAUGAGAUCGUCUGCAAGAGCCGAGACACGGAGGCGCUGCAGGAGCAACUGCAUCGCUUCAUGGCCAUGAAUGAGGACCUGCGUCACAAGGUGGCCGUGGUGCAGGCUCAGCUCAAGAGCGCGCUGGAGAAGAAGUCAGACCUGGAGGCCGCGAUGCUGCGAACCCAGAGGGAAAUGAGCAGGAGGAGCAGGACUGCCUCUGAGAUCCAGCAGCCAAAGCCCAGCUCAGUGAGUCUGAGCCCGUGGCCCCACUGCUGCCGGGCAUUGCUAAUGAUCCGACCUUCCCGGCCCUGCGAAGGAGCGCCGCCGCCCGUGGAGGAGCCGCAGCACCAGGACGCGGAUGCGGGCAGGAGCCCUGCUCACUGCUGCUUUUCCAGGGAAGAGCUGCAGCAGAUCCUGCAAGAGCGGAACGAGCUCAAGACCAACCUGUUCUUGGUGCAGGAGGAGCUGGCCUAUUACCAGCGGGAGCUGCUGAACGAAGAGAGAGUUCCCAGCUUCUUCUUGGAUGCAAUGAAGUCGACUAUCAAAAGACAGAGAAAAAAAAUCAGAGCCAAAAUGCUGGGAACGGCGGAGGAGUCGGCGAGCAGUGAUGAAGACGAGGGCUCCUGGCUCCCAGCUCGCGGUGCAGACUGCGUGGAUGCUCAGCCUCCCGAAUCCAAAAUUAGGAGCUUUUUUGGGCUGUGGUAUCAGGGCAGCAGCAAAGACCCCCCCACAUCCAGCUGCUCUGGAGCCUGGGAAAUCAUCGACUCGCUGGACACGCAGCUGGAGCCCGAGGGAGAGAGCGAGCCGGCGGGCGGGCGGCAUGGCAGCCCUGGCCGCUUCCCCACGCUGUGGUGA